This is a messenger RNA of Pseudoliparis swirei, 2604 nucleotides long. It is a transcript of the gene klhl13, whose product is annotated as kelch-like family member 13. The transcript is spliced from 8 exons. The record is from RefSeq and is a predicted model, not a curated record. The coding region runs from base 350 to 1987 and encodes 545 amino acids. Gene Ontology annotation, molecular function: ubiquitin-protein transferase activity; cullin family protein binding. Lineage: Eukaryota; Metazoa; Chordata; Actinopteri; Perciformes; Liparidae. Gene Ontology annotation, cellular component: Cul3-RING ubiquitin ligase complex. Gene Ontology annotation, biological process: regulation of cytokinesis; protein ubiquitination.
CUUUUGAGGGCUUGGGGAGGAAAACAAGGACGCUAGUCAACGUUAUCUCGUUGUUGAAGGGGGUCAAGAAAAAGAAAAGCCCACGCGCCUCGACGUCAACUUCCGGUGGGACGUUUUGCAUCCAGAAUGAAGACGAACGCAAAUAGAUUCGCAUGACUUUUUGGGUUUAAUCGCCUGACUCCGAGAGGUGUGGUUUCGGCGAGGGUAUGGAGCACCCUGUGCACAGAGGGGAGGUGAUGCCCACUGGACUACAUGACAGGGAUUUGACCAGCUGAGGAUAGAGGGUUUACUGUGUGACGUCACGCUGGUGGCGGGGGACGGCGACGAAGCUUUCCCCGUUCACCGCGCCAUGAUGGCCUCCUCGUCCGACUAUUUCAAAGCCAUGUUCACAGGUGGAAUGAAAGAACAGGAUUUAAUGUGCAUCAAGCUUCACGGGGUUAACCGAAUAGGCCUGAAGAAGAUCAUUGACUUCAUCUACACGGCCAAGCUGUCGCUCAACAUGGAGAACCUGCAAGACACGCUGGAGGCCGCCAGCUUCCUCCAGAUCCUCCCCGUUCUGGACUUCUGCAAAGUGUUCCUUAUCUCUGGGGUUUCUCUGGACAACUGCGUGGAGGUGGGCCGCAUCGCCAACGCCUACAACCUCACGGAGGUGGACAAAUACGUCAACAACUACAUCCUGAAGAACUUCCCGUCGCUGCUGGGCACGGGCGAUUUCGUCAAGCUGCCGUUCGACCGCUUGGCGUUCGUGCUGUCCAGCAACAGCUUGAAACACUGCAGCGAGCUGGACCUGUUCAAGGCCGCGUGCCGCUGGCUGCGCUACGAGGACAGCCGCAUGGACUUCGCCCCCAAGCUCAUGAAGAACAUCCGCUUCCCCCUCAUGAACCCGCAGGAGCUCAUCAACCACGUGCAGACGGUGGACUUCAUGCGUACGGACAACACCUGCGUCAACCUCCUCCUGGAGGCCAGCAACUACCAGAUGAUGCCCUACAUGCAGCCGGUGAUGCAGUCGGAGCGCACGGCCAUCCGCUCGGACAGCGCCCACCUGGUGACGCUGGGCGGCGUCCUGCGCCAGCAGCUGGUCGUGAGCAAGGAGCUGCGGCUGUUCGACGAGAAGGCGCACGAGUGGAAGGCGCUGGCGCCGAUGGACGCGCCGCGCUACCAGCACGGCAUCGCCGUCAUCGGCAACUUCCUGUACGUGGUGGGCGGCCAGAGCAACUACGACACCAAGGGCAAGACGGCGGUGGACACGGUGUUCCGGUACGACCCGCGCUACAACAAGUGGAUGCAGGUGGCGUGCCUCAACGAGAAGAGGACCUUCUUCCACCUGAGCGCGCUCAAGGGCCACCUCUACGCCGUGGGGGGGAGGAACGCCGCCGGGGAACUCGCCACCGUGGAGUGCUACAACCCGAGGACGAAUGAAUGGACGUACGUCGCCAAGAUGAACGAGCCGCACUACGGCCACGCCGGCACGGUGUACGGCGGCUACAUGUACAUAUCAGGCGGCAUCACCCACGACACGUUCCAGAAGGAGCUGAUGUGCUUCGACCCGGACGCCGACAAGUGGAGCCAGAAGGCCCCGAUGACGACGGUGCGCGGCCUCCACUGCAUGUGCACGGUGGGCGACCGGCUCUACGUCAUCGGGGGGAACCACUUCCGCGGCACCAGCGACUACGACGACGUGCUCAGCUGCGAGUACUACUCGCCGGCGCUGGACCUGUGGACGCCCAUCGCCGCCAUGCUGCGGGGCCAGAGCGACGUGGGCGUGGCCGUGUUCGAGAGCAAGAUCUACGUGGUGGGCGGCUACUCGUGGAACAACCGCUGCAUGGUGGAGAUCGUGCAGAAGUACGACCCCGAGAAGGACGAGUGGCACAAGGUGUUCGACCUGCCCGAGUCGCUGGGCGGGAUCCGGGCGUGCACGCUCACCGUGUUCCCCCCCGAGGACGUCUCGGGCUCGCCCUCCAGAGAGGCGCCGCUCUCGGCGCCUUGACGAGUGAAGAGGGGGGCGGGGCCUCCAGCCCCCCUUUCUACAAACACUCCGAGACAUUGUUUGCACUUCCUCUCUGGACUACGUCAGUACUGCACCCCCCCCCCCCCCCCCCCCCCGAAGGGUCUCCAAAGUCCACCUCUACUCCUCAAGCUGUGCAGGAACCCCCCCCCCCCCUGCAUACCGGCGACCUAAUUACACGUCAAUGUUGCACACUCUGUAUUUUUUUUUUUUUAAUCGGGGGAUGACUUUAAAAUAUCUCGACUUGAAAAGUGACUUUGCAAAAUAACAAAACAAGAAUCUACUUUUCUACCCGAUGUCUGACGUCUCUUUCCGGUCUCUUCCUUUUCGAGACGUGGACUCGACCGGCUCUCCUCCGGUCCGCCAGGUGAGACGCAGGUGACUCCAGGAAGCGGGAAAAGGCGUAAAGAAAGGUACACUUUAAUAUAAAAAAUAAAAUAAAAGUCCAAAAACACAGCCGGGUUUCAACUCCGGGCCGCGGCCCUCCUUCGACGUCGCGCUCUCGCGGUUUCAGUUCUAUUUUAUUUUUUCUGCUAUUGCUAUGAAACUGUUUAACAAAAUGGUGUUUUCUAAAUUUAAUAAACAUGGUUUUAAAAAUA